Pecten maximus is the source of this 6831-nucleotide messenger RNA. Its product is annotated as RING finger protein 11-like. The record is from RefSeq and is a predicted model, not a curated record. The coding region runs from base 110 to 541 and encodes 143 amino acids. The transcript is spliced from 3 exons. NCBI's taxonomy places the organism in Eukaryota, Metazoa, Mollusca, Bivalvia, Pectinida, Pectinidae.
UGUUGUAAUCAGGCGAAUGUUUUCACUUGUCACCUGUUCCAGGACAAUGAAAGCGUGUUUUGAAUAUACCUUUAUUUUAUAGUCAGCUGGUUUGCCAUCACGAAACAAUAUGGGGAACUGUUUUAAAACUCCUAGUACCGACGACAUAUCGUUAUUACGCGGUCAUGAAACCCAAGAUGGAGCAGAGCAAGCACUCGGCCCUCCUCCGCCGUAUCAGGAACGUGUGCCAGUGUACCACCCUGCCCCUAAUGUGAGUCGGCUGGCCAACCAACUGUCAGAGGAGGAACAGAUUAAGAUCGCCAAACGUCUAGGACUGAUCAGUCACCUACCUACAGGCGUGUACGACGGCACCAACAAGAAAGGCAGAGAGUGCGUUAUAUGUAUGAACGACUUUAUACUGGGAGAGUGCCUGAGAUUUUUGCCAUGUAUGCACACCUAUCAUAGAGACUGUAUUGACGACUGGUUAAUGCGAUCAUUCACCUGUCCGUCUUGUAUGGAGCCUGUGGAUGCAGCUUUACUCACAACAUAUGAAACCAAUUGACACCAGAGACGUUAUGGAGGACACAGAGACUCAACUGUCAUACAGAUUUGUUUUUUUACAGGGGCUUGAUGAUUUGUCUCUGUGUAAUGGUGCUGGAGAUGUGAUAUAGACUACAUGUUAUGACAGAAUUUCAUUCCUCAAGUUUUAAAAAGACAGUUUGGUAGAGUUGUGGAUCUGAAAAUGUGGCUGUGUGCAAGUGACACUUAAGCUACAUAGUUUUGAAGAGAUCUGCCGAUUGUGACUGUGCGACUGCAGUGCUAGUGGCUGCAAAGACAAGCCUGCUACUGUAAAUACAAGCUAUAUAGUGACUAGUUCCUCAUCAAAACACACUUGAUCCUGCACAUUCAGUCAAGUUGUUUAAAGGUCUAGAUAUAAAACAAGGUAGUAACAGUUCACAAUAUGAAAGAUUGUCCACAAGGUUUUGGUAUACAGAGCUUUUUUUUUUUUGGUAAAAUCAAGUUUAUUAGUUAAGGUGUCUCAAAUGAACCAAUCGACAUUGCCUUCACUUGGUAGAUGUUGUCAUUUGUGUUAAGGUGCCUCAAAUGAACCAAUCGACAAUGACCUGUCAGCUGCUGUCAUUUAUGUUUAGCUGUUUCAAAUGAACCAAUUGACAGUGACAUGAUAGACAUACAAUUUAAAAUAGCCAUUUUGAUUAUGUCUAUAUAUGGCAGGGUAAACUGUUUGUUUAUAGAAUAGGAAAACUAUUGGUGGAAAACUAUUGAGCUGUGAAAUACAAUGAAGUGUUUGUGGUUGAAUGACAGUUGAACUGCCACAUAGAACCUACCUUGACUAGGCUGUGCGGGUUGCACCUAACGUCAUACCUGUAUAUAUAUGUUUUAUACUGUGAAUGUGCUUAUUUUAGCUUUCUCAAAUUUUACACAGCAAAUUUUGCAGAUUAGCUCAAUGAUGAACUGGCACAUUCACAAAAGUUGCCAUCGAAAAAAAAUUAAAGCACAAUCAUGAUAUACAAUAAUGUAUAACUUAAAGUGCAAAGUGAUAAAAUAAGAAUAUUGCAAAAAAUGAGUACUGCUAAAAUACGUAUGUUUACAAUAUUAAGACUAUUGUACGUACAAAUGAUGACAUCAUGUUAAACUAUUGAUCCCCAGAAACUGAUCAUCAACUCACUGUCCAUCAAUUAGUGUAUGAUCACGAAUCACCAUAUGAUCACAUUAUUAUAGUUUAUAGUGUCUACAUUUUGAGUAUGUAAAGAAAGCUCAUUACAUAUAUCAACACAUUGAGGAAACAUGUUUUCUGUGUCAUAUGUAUAUACGUAAUGGAUUUCUUUGUCUGUGCACAGUUUUGUAUUAUGUAUAUAGUAAUUACUAUACCAGAAAGUCUUUCUAGAAAUCCUUGAUCAUUUAUGAAAUGAUGUGAUAUCUCUAUGGAUUAUGACUAUGUGCUGGUACAUUGUUUCCAGUACACUUGAGUGUUGUGCUUUACCCUUUUUUUGUUGCUUUUCUCUUGUUUUCUGCUUUAUAACAGCAGGCUUUUUCUUCAUUUAGGUUGCUAAGCUUUACCUAGAAAUUCUUUAUAAUAUCUUUUAUUUAAGAUAAAACAGUGUUGUUUCAGUACUAUAGCUGUGCAACAUACAGAAUGCCAAAAUGGCAAGACCUUUACUGUACAAAUAUAUUCACUGUAUGAAGCACCUUUCCUUCAAGUAAUCUCUAAUUUGUUCUCAUCCGUAUAAAAUAUACACAAACAAUAUUUCUCUGAUUGAUAAGCUGAUCAACACAAUGUCACAGAAACUGUUCUUUGAUUUAAGAUUUUCUUUAAUCUGUUGAGGAAACCAAACACUUGGCUUUUAAAUUGGUGUGUAAACUGAAUUUUGACAAACUGGGUUCUAUGCUGUUAUUGGGGGGGGGGUAAAACUAUUGAAAUUGUCAUUUUUAACGGAAGACCUAUUCAAAGUUUAUGUUACCGUACCAUAUUUUUCUCUACUGAUUUAGUAUGCGAGAUUUUUUUCCCCAUUUAUUUGAUAUCCUUUUAUUGGUGAAUUAGAAAGGAAUAUUUCAUGAGCAUUAUCAGCCCCAAAAACCAACAAGAAAAUAAAAUUAAUGCUACAACUUUCAGUUUUAAAAGCCCCAAGGUGCUUACUACAGUGAAUAUAUUUCAAUAAACAAAGUACAUUGUAUAGUGCUUCAGUGAAAAAUUUCUACUACUUUUAAUGAACAGAGAUUUUUAUCCGACAAAAGUCAUACUUCAUGUUGAAAAAGAUGAUUUGAUUAUUAUUCUUGAAUGUUGUUUAUUAUUAUCUAAUAUUGAUCAGACCCUAAAGUGGGAAGAUAAGUGUUUGUUAUCGUAAAUGCAUUUAGAUGCUGUUAUUUAUUAUUUUAUUUUUGUUGUUAUAAUCACUGGCUUUUAUUGGUUGAGAAUAGAGACAUUUCUUAUAUGUUGGAUAGUGGUAAGCUUCUUUUGUGUUAUAUAACAGUUAUGUGGAAUCUUUUGUGUUAAAACUGUUAUGGAGAAUAUUUUGUGUAAUAACUGUUAUGGAGAAUAUUUUGUGUAAUAACUGUUAUGUAAACUCCUUUGUGUUAUAUUAAACUGUUAAGUAGAAUCUCUUUAAAUUAUUAUUGACCAUUUGGAGUUUCAUUUGGAGUUUCUAUGUAUAAUAAUUAUCAGUUUCCCUUUAAAGUAACUGAUAAGAAAUUCAAUAAGGAUGUUUGACCUGAAUGUAUGUUUAUAAAUCAUUGUAUAAUUAAAUAAUUCUGCUAAGACAAAAUAUUCCAAAUUCAUUUUUCAGAUUAUUGUUUUUUUAUUUAUUUCUCAUGAAUUUUUUAAAGAGCAUUUCAAAUAAAUACACAUUUCACAUGAAUGUAUUCAUUUGAUACUGUAGGGAAAAUUCCAAAAUAUUAUACAGCUGUACCAUACAUGCCAUAUUUUUGGGAGACCAAUAAGAGAGAUUGAUGAUUAUUUUAAGGGAGUUUUGCCUAAAAUAAGGGAGAUUUGUCGUGACAUGAAUAUCGACAUUUUUACUCAAUUUUAAAGCAAUAAACUAACUUUAGGAAAAAUUCCAAACUAUGACACUUUUGGCGAAAGUUCAACUAAAUUACAUCAUUAAACAAAGAACACACCUAUUUCAGACUGUAGAUGAAGAUCUUUUAUAUCGACUGGAAGCACUUAUUUUUGGAUUCACAAUUUUUGUUUAAACAUUGUUUCCCAUACAUGUUAGAUGGGAUUGUUAGAUUUCAAACUUAGUGAGGUUCCACUGUUCAUGUAAGCAUCCUCCCUACACCGACAUUUUCCUAAAUAUUACUCUGACUUGUAUAAUUAUUGUAGCAUAUUGAUUAUGCUAUUCAUUUUUAGCUUCAAUUCAUCAAUCACCUCAAUAUGAUUAGGUAGAUUUGUUAGUGUCAAAAGUAUUUAGGCCUUUUAUGAAAAAGGAAAUUUCAGAAAUUUCAAAUGUUUGAAAGAGACAAAUGGAAGUGUUUCUUUUGCAAUAACAAAAGUGGAAUAUUCACAGUAAAUAAUUUAUAAAUAUUAUCAGAUUUAAUCAUCUCAAUCUCAGCAUUUACUGCUGGAGUUUCUUGAAAUAUCAUUUUCUAUAACAUAUUAGUGCUGGUAUCUGUAUUUGUAAGUCACAUGGAUUAUAAAAGUUGUUCUGUGUAUAAUUUGUGUGUGUAUGGACAAUACUGUCGCGCUGUAGGGUUAGACACAUCAUGGUGUUCGUUAUAUCUUGUAGAUUUUGUUUAGUCAUUUUAGUUUCACAUGUUAUUAUUGAUUAUUAUUGAUGUAUGAUCCACUUGCCUUUACGUGUGAACUGUCACUGAAUCAGAGAGAUGUAUGAGUGAACUGCUACAUCAGUAAACAACUCAACAGAUUGAGUGUAUCGUUCUGUAACAGAUUCCACAGUUUAUAAAAUUCAUAGAGUUUGUUAUACUGCCAUCACAUUUUUUUUCAUUAUUUGAAGACAAAAUUAAAAAAACAAACUGAUAAACAUUGGGAUCAAUAUUACAAGUGUUUGUCUAAAUUAAGGCCUGACUGAGAUUUAUAUUUACAUUUUGGCAAUAGAGUAUUUAUUAUACUGUUUUAAAUUUAAUUAAAUUUUACAUUUCACCUGAUGUGAUUGAAAGACAGUCCUAUAAAAAUCCAUUUGAUAAGUUGCAUGCUUUGAAAUUGAAAAUGUAACACAUACUGAUAUUAAGAUGGAUUACUCACAAAAUUUUCAAAAUUUUAAAACAAUAAAUUGAAAUUUGAAAUCAGCAAUUCAAUAAAACAGUGGAAUAUUGUUGAAUUUAUGAUAAAGUAAACAACAUAUUUUUCACUGUAUUCUAACUACAUGUAGUGGUAAAAACUGUUUAAAGCCUUUCUUAUGAAGCCUGGGGACUUGUUUGCCAGAUUUAUAUCUGAAAUAAAACACUUGUCAAAAUGAGUCGUUGUCAAUCGCGGUAUUAGAUUUGGAAUCCUCUGCUAAAAAUAUCUGAAUAUGUGUCAGAGAAACUAAGUUGCAUGAUCACCGAAUUCCAGUAAUUUAUACAAAAUGUUAAUAUUUCAGUACUUUAUUUCAGUGUAAUUUAACUAAUAUCAUCCUGUUCUUUGGAUAUGAAGUGCAAUAUGUUUUAUUUAAAUUUUCAGGCCAUGUCUGCCUCUGUCCAGUUUUAGGUUUGGUUCAGAUCUUGUAAUCCUGUAUUAAUUGCAUGUACAAUGUAGCUCAAGUCCAAACCAUAUGACAUGGAACCAGCUAUGAAUAUGUCUUGCCAGAAUAAAAAAAAACAACAAACAAAAAUUAAUUACCUAGCCAUAUUUGGAAGCAAAUAUAUACCCAUCAUAAGCAUAUAUAUAUAACAUAUAUCUUCAACAACAUUACCCAUAUCAUUUUUUUUACCAGAGUUACUUCCCUUUGUAUCUUUAUGUUCGAUUACCUCCAAUUAUCCAUAUUACAAUCCUACAGUAUUACGCAUGAAUGUUUUCUGAAAUAAAUGUAUUAAUUACAUAAGUAAAACAUUAAAUACAGAAAUCAUAGAAAUAAAUACAAAACAAAAGUUGUUUUUUCAGCUCGGUUAAGUUUUAAAUUAUUGAAUUACUGAAAAUUGAAUGAUAAAAAAACUUUAUUCUCACAUUUAUGUAAACAAAAUUGUGUUGGAGGCAAACAGUUCGAAUUUGUCUGCUGUAAUAUUUUAAAACCGAUUUGAAUUCUUUAAUCAGGUAAAACAGUAUACUUUCCUUCCCUUAACAAGGAUUGAAUCUGUCUGCGUGUGUGCGUUGUUAAAGUUUCUAUCGCCCUUUAGCUGUGUGCAUGGUGAAUCUAAUAGCCCUAAAGCAUUAAUUAGAUUUUCCUCGGGUACAGUAUCUAUAUCCUUUCCUAUGCAAUCAUUGAUAACUUCAUGAUAUUUCCAUACUAUGUCUGUUGCUUACAUUAUUGGUACAGUCUGUAUAUGUUUGUUAUUCAAGUAGAUACUGUUACAAUAUAGGCCUUUAAUCUAUGUAAGUAAGAUGACUGAUAUGUUACUUUUUAAAAGUACCAGUACAGGAAAAGUCUGUUACCAUGGUAAUUUGUAUUUCAUUAAAUGUCACACUUCAUUUUGAAUAGUCUGUCACAUGUUUAGCUUAUUAUACAUUAAUUAGAAGUUUCACAUAAAAAUGUGACAUCUUUGUUGUAAUACUAACUUUGAAAUAAUUCUUGAAAAGUUUCAUAUAAGACUUUUCAUGAACUCUGGCUGAUCUAAACCCAGAUCCUAAUUAUGAGCAGUCAAAUGGCAUAAAACAUAAAUAACAAAAACCUUAUUACAAAGAAAUACAUGACAUAUCAUAGCUGAUCCUUUUUUGCAUAUUGAAAACUUUUUAAUGUUUUACUGCAAUAAAGUUAAUUUUUAUAUUGUAUUGAUCAAAUUAUGGAUUUGUUAUGAAAGAUAUCUAGUGAAUUAGCAGAUAAAUUUAAAUACAGGAAAAAUUAGAAUACAGGAUAUUUAAAUAACUUCAAAAACAUCUAUGUAUAGUAUUAUGAUAGAUUAUUGUGUGGAUUAAGAAGUAAUAUUGAUACAUUCAUCAUUUGUCAGCAGUUAGUUAGUAUAUAACUAGGAGUGAGAGGUAUGCGUGAGUAUAUUUGUGUUUAAGAAUUGUUGAGCGUACAUUGCCUGACUCCGACUGCCUUGGUUAGCCCUAUAAUGGGUGUCGCCCACAAUAUCAUGUUUCCAUUGUUCACACACAGAUCUCCAUGCAAUACGCUGGUCAUUUUGCCACAAACCAGAUGAUUACAGUGGUAUCAAUACAUGACGCUCUGUAAUAUGGCGUGGCUUGUAUGUGUUGUUAGUUACACGGAAUAACUGUUGAAGAAUAAACAAAGUGUGAGAUAA